UCGUGUACGCUAGUUAUUAGGCGAAAAGCCCGUUUGCCACUUCUUCUAGCUAUUGUAUCGUUCGAAAUCGAUGGAUAUGACUAUGUGUGCUUGCUGUGUGAUGUGAGAUGCUGUUCUACCACCGACAAGCACGUUUUGGCACACCGAAGGAUCAUCAUCAUCUACAGAACGAGUCUUGCGCGCUGUCGAAGCAAGACAUCAGCUGUGAGAAUGAGGCGGAGAGUAGCCUGCAAAGGCGUUCCAUCAAACGGCUGGCGGCCAGCGCGAAGCAGAGUUCGGAUCUAGACCAUAACGGAUCUCUAGGAUCAGCAGGCAAAGGUGCGUCACCCACAAAGUCAUAAUGAGAACAUGGGCACCUGGCUUCCUAUAAUUCAAGAGUUGGCGGGGCGGCAUAAAUCGGUCGUUCUUCGGGCAAACUUCUGUUACCUGCAACAAGGCACAAUUAAGUAGAAAAUAACGACAGUGAUUCUUCCAAAGUCUCAUGAGUGUUCCAAUAUAGAAGUUUGAAAGUGUGUAAAUUUCGUCGCGGCGUGACUUAUGGUCAUUGAACUGUUUGAAGUUAUGUGCUAGAGAAAUAACAAGUGGAAGAGAGCGCCUAACUUAACUCGAAAUGACAGCUCUUUCUGCGCUGGCGAGGGAAGUCGGGGAGCACCAAUUGGAUGAAGUUGACAAACGCAUCCUCGAGCUACGAAAACUACCCGCGAAAGCUGUUCAGCUGGGUGUAGCAGCCACCCGGAGCUCGCUGCUUCCGGCUACGACGUUGUCAAUGGCCGAUGAAAAUGAACGGGUAGUACGUGAGUAUACAAAACUGCUAUCACAAAUGAUUGAUGAGGUCGGCGGACAAGAACAUAUCGACUGUCUUUUCGAUCAGCUACAGCAGAUCAUCAAUAUGGCGUUCAUGAACAUUUCUUCGGAAGAUCGAGAGCAGGUUGCGCAAGCGAUCAUAGCGUUAACAGAGUCGAUGCGUCUCGAAGACGUUGAUCGCUUAUUAAUUCCGUUGAUUGAGGAACUAUCACAGGACUAUUUUCUUAAAAAGUGCCUUUGUGCUCCCCUGCUGCCAACGGCGUUCACUAAAAGCCCUGCCCACCGUCAACGGGUUCAUCGCAUCUUCAUUGAGCUGUGCUCAGAUACAGCUGAUGUUGUUGUACAGGCGGCUUCAACCGUUCUGCCUCAGAUGAUUGAAAUAGUCGAGACAGUCGAGCAGGACUUGCAGGACGCUGUCAAAAGGCUUGUCAUUGACGCUUCGAUACCGAGCACCCGAAUGAAUGCUGUAAUUGCGGUUGUUGAACUGUUAGGCAAAGUAUCACUGGACCGUAAGGAGCAGCUUAUUCAAAAUGUUCUUCGGAGCGUUGUCCACGAUAAAGCAGACGAGGUGAGGGUGUUGCUAGCAGCUAAAAUGACUCGAAUUCAAGUGAACGUCGGCUAUCCGUUGAUGAAAAGCUUAGUGAAGUUCGUCGCCGGACACCUCGAGAAGGGCGGGACCAUGGUUAAAGUGAAGGCUAUAGAAAACUUUCCGGACUUCCUUCGGGGAUUUCCUAGCAGCGAAAUCCCAGGUCUUGUUGUUCGUUUCUCUAAUAUCAAAGAAUUAGCCCAGUGUGGUGACCGACCCGAAAAAACAGAAAGCGUACGAGUGGCGUUGGCAACCGCGCUAACCCAUUUGGCUAACAUAAUUCCUGCCGAACUAUAUCAGUCAGAGUACGUGCCUGUGAUUGAAGAGCUGAUGUCGGAUGAUAGUGCGAAAGUCCGAGAGGCUUUAGUAUCAAACAUCAGGCCGGUAGUUGCGCUUAUUGGCCAGGAGAGAUUCGUAUCAACGUUCCAGGACGUCGUUGUUGAAAUGGCAAGUCACUCGAAUUGGCGAGUACGUCAGUCUGUGCUAAACGCCAUAUCUGUCAUGAGUUUCCCAUCGGAGGUGGUCGGGAAUCUCGUUUCGGCAAUGCUAAAGGAUGAGUGUUUUGAGCUGCGUUCGGCAGCUGCCUCGCAAAUAAGAGACAUUAUCUGUAAAUACCCACAAAGCUAUAUGGUCGACAGGCUUCUUCGGCUUUUAGUCGACAUGGCAAAUGCUAAAGACAAAUUCACUCUAAGGGUAACAUCACUCAAAGCGCUGGACUGUUCAAUGGCCGUUUUACCGCAACGUUUUAUAGAUGAGACCGUUUAUGGACUUCUCAAGCGUCUUGGACGGGACAAAGUUGCCAAUGUUCGCUUAAACGCUGCGAAAUGUAUGGCAACUAUUCUUCUUCUGCCGCGUCCGGCAGAAGAUCAAGCGGUGCUAAUGAUAGCAGGACAGAAUGAGGAAACAAGACGAGCGGCACUAUUAGAGCACUUAAAGAGGCUCGCAAAAGAUAAAGAUUUCGACGUGAAACGGACAGCGAGCAAGAAACUUGGAUUUAUGCAAGGGCACACAAUGAUGGCAAACUCUCUUGCUAUGUCCGAGAUGAUGGUCUUCAGCGAAUCCUUUGAAGUGACCAGGAGCAGCACUGAGGCGAUUCAAGAUUAGGACCACAGAUGUUGGCCCAGGCACAUUCAUAUCUUGCCUAGAUAUGCCCGUGUACGAAGUAAACGUUGAAUUCCGGAGACUGUUAUUGCGGAGCUUCCUGUUCUCAACGCCUGCGCCUAGUAAACUCGGACGAUCAAUCCCAUCGAAAUCUGCUGCUGGAUAACAUUUAAAUUCACGAUUCUGGCUGACCUGUACGGAAGUACAACCGAUUGAUGCUAUCAAUUAGUCGUUAAUAAAUAAAUGUAUUAUCAGUAAUACCGGAUCCGGAUUCAUAGAAAAAAAAAAAGCUUGCAUAAAAAAUCAGCCAGUAUUUGUAUCUCCUCAACUUCAGACACGUUUCCAUCUCACGUAA
Varroa destructor (honeybee mite) is the source of this 2846-nucleotide messenger RNA. RefSeq lists its product as uncharacterized. Gene Ontology annotation, biological process: protein dephosphorylation. The record is from RefSeq and is a predicted model, not a curated record. Gene Ontology annotation, cellular component: nucleus; cytoplasm; protein phosphatase type 2A complex. Gene Ontology annotation, molecular function: protein phosphatase regulator activity. Lineage: Eukaryota; Metazoa; Arthropoda; Arachnida; Mesostigmata; Varroidae.